This is a messenger RNA of Chinchilla lanigera (long-tailed chinchilla), 1044 nucleotides long. Its product is annotated as olfactory receptor 4K15-like. Gene Ontology annotation, molecular function: olfactory receptor activity; G protein-coupled receptor activity. The transcript has a single exon. Lineage: Eukaryota; Metazoa; Chordata; Mammalia; Rodentia; Chinchillidae. The record is from RefSeq and is a predicted model, not a curated record. Gene Ontology annotation, cellular component: membrane. Gene Ontology annotation, biological process: G protein-coupled receptor signaling pathway. The coding region runs from base 1 to 1044 and encodes 347 amino acids.
AUGCUCAGGUCAUUCACUGUUUUCUGCUUCUGUCCUACUCAGGUAACUGGAGACAAAUCUCUUCCAAAGUCAAUGAAUGAGACAAAUCGUUCUCAGGUGAUGGAAUUUGUGUUGCUGGGACUCUCUGGUUCCAAGGAGCUCCAACCUUUCUUGUUUCUCAUAUUUUCACUACUCUACCUAGCAAUACUCCUGGGGAACUUUCUCAUCAUCCUCACGGUGAACUCCGACGCCCGCCUUCAUACCCCCAUGUACUUUCUGCUUGCAAACCUGUCUUUCAUAGAUGUGUGUGUUGCCUCUUUCGCUACCCCCAAAAUGAUUGCAGACUUUCUGGUUGAGCAUAAGACUAUCUCUUUCAAAGGUUGCUUAGCCCAGAUUUUCUGUGUUCAUCUUUUUGCAGGUGGUGAAAUGGUUAUGCUUGUGUCUAUGGCCUAUGAUCGCUAUGUGGCUAUAUGCAAGCCUCUCCACUACAUGACAAUCAUGAGCCGCCGUGUGUGCAUUAUUCUCGUCAUUAUCUCUUGGUGUGUGGGCUUCAUUCAUACUACUAGCCAGUUGGCCUUUACUGUCAACUUACCUUUCUGUGGUCCUAAUCAGGUUGACAGCUUUUUCUGUGAUCUCCCUUUAGUGACCAAGCUUGCCUGUACAGACACUUAUGUUAUCAGCUUACUAAUAGUAGCAGACAGUGGCUUUCUUUCCCUGAGUUCCUUUCUCCUCCUGGUUGUCUCCUACACUGUGAUACUUGUUACAGUCAGGAAACGCUCCUCUGCGAGCAUGGCGAAGGCCCGCUCCACCCUGACUGCUCACAUCACUGUGGUCACACUCUUCUUUGGACCAUGCAUUUUUAUUUAUGUGUGGCCCUUCAGCAGUUAUUCAGUGGACAAAGUUCUUGCUGUGUUCUAUACCGUCUUUACUCCCAUUUUAAACCCCGUUAUCUACACUCUGAGGAACAAAGAAGUGAAGGCAGCUAUGUCGAAAUUGAAGAGUCGUUAUCUAAAGGCUGGCCAGGUUUCUGCACUCAUGGGGAAUGUUCUUCUCCCAGAAUCAUAA